AUGUCAACAUACUUCUCCAAAAUACACCGGAUAUAUCCCGUUCUUCAUCGGGGAUCCUUCAGGGCUCUGUAUAAUAGGCUGUGGGAGUCGGCGGGGAGUAAUUCGGAGCAAAAAGCCGUUAAUUGCUCUGGGCUCUGCAGACAGAGGAAGCGCGGACUGCUAUAUGCUGCAGUCUUGCAUGCAGUCUUUGCUCUAGCCAGCUUGUUUGAACCUGGGUGCCCAAGGCGGAAUGCAACUCGUGCCGAUGAGUUUUUCAGCAGAACGCAAGACCUCAACUUCCUUGACGUUCUAGGCGAUGAAGUGGACACCGGGCUAGUGCAGUUGGGUGUUCUCAUGGGAUUUUAUCUACAGGCAACGGAGAGAUUUUCCAAGUGUUGGAACGUCACGAGUCUGACGAUUGGACUGGCUCAGACCAUGGGGUUGCACCUUGCCGAUGCACAAGCUAAGAAGAGAGGUUUUAUCACGACCCCUCUUACACAAAUGGAGUAUGAAAUGCGAAGCCGCGUAUGGUACGGAUGCGUCGUUUUAGAGAGGGAGGUUACAAUGUGCUUCGGACGACAACUAAUGGGCCCAAAUGUUGGAAAAGGCCCCCGACUCCCCGAGCCAAUUGAUGAUGGCCGUUUGAGUCAAGUUGUAGGACAAUGGAACAUACAACCCCCGGAACAGCCAAGCCUACUAGAAUCAUACAUACAGACGAUUAAACUUUAUGACAUAUUGAACAAGGUCACAACUAGAAAAGAGCCUCACAGUCUGCCAUCGCCGCCAUCCACUGAUUGCCAGCAGUCCACAGCAACAACGAACUUCCAGAAUAUCCUCGACCUUGAUGCCUUGCUCAUGGAAUGGCGAAAAGCUUUGCCAGGAUAUCUCCAUUAUGAACCAGGCUCACCAGAAAGUAGCUGCACUGAGAACAGCAGUUCCGACGGCCUCCCAAUCCCUAGAGACCAUCUUUAUUAUCAAGCGAAAAGAUUAUACCUAAGGUUUCUGCAUGUUCGCAUGCUAAUACUACGUCCGGCCCUGGAUCUUCUUUUUGAGAAGCAGCAGACUGAGCCAGUUGUAAGAAAAGGGCCAUUGGAAGUUAGCGUAGAGGACCUGGUGGUCUCCAGCAUAGCUUCCCAGUGCGUGCUUUCCGCUCAAGGAUUGAUUUCGUUUCUGGAAGAUGGAACUCAGUCCAAAGGGUGCCAAGCUUGGUGGUACAAUGUCCGCUCUCUCCUUGAGCAAUGCUUAAAGUGCCUUUCAAACUAUAAAGAGCUAAGCAGUGCCGCUAGGAAGUCAAUAAAGCUUCUCAAGGAUGCUUCUGAAAGUCUAUCGCGAAGUGGACAGCCUCCGGCUGAGAAGCGGGACAAGGCCACGAAUACCCGUCACGCCGACUCUCAGAGUCAGUCACAUUUACGCAACGUUAACGCAAUGAUGGACAGGAGUGGUGGGGUGUCUCAGCCAGGAACUGAGCCAAUACUACAUGAUGGGUCAUUCGGGCAGGGCUCUCUCGUCGAAACAUCCAAUAACUCCCAGGACCAAGAUAUCAGGUUCACAGAGAGCGACGGAACCUUGGCAGAUCCAGCAGCCGACCAUCUCCUAGGCCUGGAUGACGAAUUUUGGUCUUUGAAUCAUGACAAUAUGUUACAAUGGCCUUUGGUGCCGUUUAUUUGUCAGUUCGAAUGCUUGCCAGAUACCACAGACCCCCAAGAUUUAAAAUAA
Molecule: messenger RNA, 1695 nt
Organism: Fusarium odoratissimum NRRL 54006
Lineage: Eukaryota; Fungi; Ascomycota; Sordariomycetes; Hypocreales; Nectriaceae
Exons: 4
Coding region: 1-1695 (564 amino acids)
Biological process (GO): positive regulation of transcription from RNA polymerase II promoter by galactose; DNA-templated transcription
Cellular component (GO): nucleus
Molecular function (GO): RNA polymerase II cis-regulatory region sequence-specific DNA binding; zinc ion binding; DNA-binding transcription factor activity, RNA polymerase II-specific
Source: RefSeq, a predicted model, not a curated record